Parnassius apollo (apollo) is the source of this 372-nucleotide messenger RNA. The record is from the annotation of a GenBank genome assembly. NCBI's taxonomy places the organism in Eukaryota, Metazoa, Arthropoda, Insecta, Lepidoptera, Papilionidae.
UUGUCGGGUAUUGUGUUACCGUACUUAACUGAUGGCGGAUUAAAAGAGGGUGAUGUGAUACGGGCGUGUGUGUGUGUGUGUGUGUGUGGCGGGCAGCGGGGCGACGGCGGCGGGCGGCGCGUGGCGUGGCGCGCGGGCGUGGCGGCGGGCGCGCGCGCUGGUCGCCUGCACCGCCGCGACACGCCGCACCACCUCAAGAACAAGCGCGUCAGCCACAUCGACGCGGCCCGCGCGCGCGACCUCAUCGCGCAGGUGCUGGCAUGCCAUGCCCUGCACCACUUGUGCAGCACUGUACCGUGUCGCGAGCCACGCCGCCUAUUACAUUGUGUCGACACCUUCACCAUUUAUACACACCCUCGGCCAGCGCAAUGA